UUUGCUUUUCUUUUACUCUGAAAGUUAUAGCCACUUCUUCCCUUCACUUCACUUAUCAUAGCAAUGGCAGCACGUGCUCACAGUUCCAUCUUGAUUGCACUCUCUCUGCUUCUUUUGGUUACAUUCUCUAACGUGGCCGAGGCUUAUGGACAAGCAACACUUAGUCCUUCAGAUUGUAAACCAAGGUGUACUUACCGUUGCUCUGCAACAUCACACAAGAAACCAUGCAUGUUUUUCUGCCAGAAGUGCUGCGCCAAAUGCCUCUGUGUUCCCCCUGGUACAAAUGGGAACAAGCAAGUGUGCCCUUGCUACAACAGCUGGAAGACAAAGGAAGGAGGACCCAAAUGCCCUUAAUCCUCUUUCCUCAUAUAUAUUUUUAUGGGUUAGUCGCUUCUCCUUUCGCUGCUAAUGAGAAAAGUUGCAGCAAAUUAUUAACACUAGGAUACAAGAUCGUAUCCUGACCUAAAAAAAAAAAAUACAUCAAGAUCCGAAUGCGUGUCCUGAAGAAAAUAAGUGUUGCUGCACUUUUUCCCAUCUGUAGUGACGGAAGAAGUAUAUAACCCUAUAUUUAUAUAUAACGAAUAAGCAAUGUAAUCUUUAUAAUGCUUCUUCGACAAUUAAUUCUCUUCUCUACAUAUGUAAGCGAUGCUUUUGCUUGCUAGUAUAAGGGCACAUUUAGUUAUGUUCCCUUUCAGUUUUCGGAGGUAAAGUGUUUUAUGCUGAGUGGAUC
Messenger RNA from Gastrolobium bilobum, 730 nucleotides. RefSeq names its product protein RSI-1-like. NCBI's taxonomy places the organism in Eukaryota, Viridiplantae, Streptophyta, Magnoliopsida, Fabales, Fabaceae. Bases 64 to 354 code for a protein of 96 amino acids. The record is from RefSeq and is a predicted model, not a curated record. The transcript is spliced from 3 exons.